ACACACGCGCACACAAAUCCAGGAAGUAGGUACGGUGCGGUCUCAUCAACGAUCUACUGUUGCCGAACACUUCCCCCACCCCAGACGAAGGCAGAAUGGGGGCAGCGUGCUCAAAGGUUCAGUAAUUUCACUCUGGAACAAAGUGAUAGUACCUGUGAAAUGUUGGGUAGCAUGUCGCUCGUGGGAAUCCCACUUUGUUUUCUGCUUUUUGUCUCCAGUUUGGCUUCAGGGUUUCGGUCAUUGACGUUCACCCCUGACCGAGGCACCACUGUCAACAUCAGCAGGCUAGCCAAAGGAUCAUUAUGCAAAGUGUGCUCUGUAGCGACUCGCAAUUGUGAAGAGUCACUAUUGUUCGAAGGCGACGUCCCUGUCUCUCUGGAAUUCAAUUGCCCCCGACCUGAAAAUGAAUUCAGGGUGGAGAUAACACAAAAGAUUGAAUGUACCACAAAGGCAUGCGGUGAGGACCUCAUGCGGGCGGUUUCACGCUUCGGUCCGUGGUUGGAUUUCCAUCGCAGGUUCACUUGGAACCUGAAAGCCUGGGGACCAAAGUCGGUUCAAGUGGAUUUCACCAAGGGAAUGAGACAAAUUCCUCCAUCUGAAAACUGCUCAGAUAUGCACACUUACACUUUAAAGGCCUUCCAGAAGACCGGGACUGUGCUCAUUGGCAAAUACUGCAGGACAGGCCCCAUCAGCGUCGCUCAGAUUCUAAACCAGGGUAGCUUCUCUCUGGACGUCCCACCAGGACUAGAAGUCCAAAAUGACUAUUUUGCCCUGUCUGGUGGGGAGGACAUCAAAUCUCUUGCCAAAAUCACGUUAGCGCUGCCACGAGGGACAUCUUCCUCUGAGUUGCUCUCUCCAAACUUUCCCGAGAGUUUUCCCGAUGACGACGUGAUGGAGUGGUACUUUGAGCUCACGGAUAAACAAAGCACAGCGAUCGAGUUCCUUGACCUCACGGAGCCACGUUGUCUGAAGAAGGAAACUGCGGCCGAGUACCACACCAAAGGCAGGCGGGCGCUGGUGAUGGGCCUGAGGGACAGCCAGCCGGUCCAGAAUCAGGGAGACUUUUCUCUGAUUCUCAGGAACUGUGAGAUGGACAGAAGGCGAGCUGGUUCUCCUGGACUCUCCCUGAAACUCAAGGUGACAUCUUCAAAGAUCCGCUCACCAGUGCUCUGUAGCGUGGACCUGAAGAAAACAAGGGGCCUUUCUCUGCACGUGGAAAGGCUGAAGCCGGCCUCUCAAUGUGAAAUGAAGAUGAACUCUGUGAUCAUGGAGAAGAUCACCGUCCCAUCUGGAGGCGUUUCUCAACUGUCUUUUCAGGACUGCCUUCCUCAAGACAUCAACGUCACAGCCAGUGGAGUCAUUGGCUGCAGUCAACUUGAAAACUGCCCUAAGGGUCCAGUGCCUCUUAUGGUUCCUUCCUUGCCGAGCUGCCUCCCGUCCCCCCUAAACGCUGUGACCUGGGCCCUCCGCCCUCCUCCUCAUGGCACUGUUGAGCUCACCUCUUUACCUCUGCAGCAGUCCCUGCCGGGUCAACUGUGCGAUGACAAUGUCAUUGCCCUGACGGAGGAUGACGGCACGACUAUAGGCCACUUCUGUCCUCAGGGGGCCAUUCAGAAGGUCCAAAUCCACACCAACGUAUCCGUCACCAUGAGAGGAUCGGGGGGCCGAGGGCCGAGAUCGUCUGUGAAGCCUUUGUUGAUGGCUAGUUUGAAAGAGGAGAUAGCAGAGAGAUACAUAUUCACAGUGUCCCCCAAAAGAGACACGACACUCCUUUUGGCGACGCCCGGUUGGCCAGUAGGGAUGAAGUCCUACGCCACCGUCUCCUGGAUCAUCACGCUCCCCCCGAAGAUGGAGGCGCACUUAAAGUUCGUCAACCUCAGCCAGCCCAAGUGUGCCAACCGGCACACCAAUAUCCGGGUGCAGAGGUUCGACAAUCUGGAGGAGGACUACAGUCGCAGGGAAGACGAGGCGGCCGACGAGAUCAGCGUCUCUGAGAGUUUCUACCUCAACAUGUCCAACUGUAUGCCUGAGAGAGGAGACUUCAUGGUCAUCACCGAGCUAACCGUUCAGAAAAACCAACUAUUGAUCAUCGUCGUGAGCGUGGUCGCUGCCCUGGUGAUCCUUUUCCUCGCCGUGCUGGUGGUUGUCUGUUUCGUAAUUAAGAAGAAGAAAAAGAAGCUCAGUCAUGAGGUGUCCAUCUACAAUCCCAACGGCAGCAGUUUCAAGCCCGGGCACAACGGCUUCCCUAAAACCCGCGAAGACAACGAGUCCCAUGUAUACGAAUCCAUUGAGGACACGCUGGUCUACACCCACCUGCUGAGGAAGGGCGCGCAGAUGGGCGUCUACACAGAUUCAGAUGUGUACGAGCCCUUCACGGGGCCAACAGACUCAAACAACAUCCAGAUGGGGGUCUACCAAGCGUAUCCGUUGCCCCCUCAGCAGGCACCCCCGCUUCCCAACAGGCCCCCUAGCCACAGCGACGCCCUUGUGGACAAUGUGAUUUACGAGGCCCAGCCCGCCUUGGAUAAGCACAACACAGCCACGAUGGGAGCAAGGUUGGAGCCGGAGGGAGGCAACUAAUUGGAUACAGGAUUUCCACCAGACUUUUUUAUUUUAACUCGGAGAUUUUCAUUCCUGUGUCACUUUGUGACAAACUAAAGCUUGGCCUCACGAGACCUUGUUUUUCCUGCAUGGGUUUUUGCACUAAAUUCACAAACUAGAUGUGUUCAGACUUGCCAGUUGCCGGUGUCUGCUUUUAUUCCAAGUGGCGGAGCUUCUCUUGUGAAAUCUGAACCGAGUCACCCUUUACUGCUUGUGACCAGUGCAACUAGAAAAUAUUUUUGGAACAAGGCCUGCUUUUCAAAUUGUACUUUUGUACCAAUCGCAUGUUGAGGAACAGGCAUUUUGCAUGUGUUAUUUAAAUACCUUUUAGCCAUUUUUAAUAAUAAUAAAGUAGCUCAAAGAAAUGCAUCCUUUGUUCUCCACCUGCACGGAAGCUUGCAAAGAACCUAAAAACUCACCAGUUCACUUGAGGCGGAAGGCAGGCUACUCACUGGACUGGUUGCCGGUCUAUCAAAGGGCAUAUUUAGAGACAGACAACCAUUCAGUCACUUAUCGUGGGAACUCAAGGUGUGCUGCUAUAGCACAUUUACUGUCUUUUUAGCUUUGGUGUGUGUGUGUGUGUGUGUGCGUGUGCGUGCACGCGCGCACUUUCCUUCUCAUUAAGAAUUAAAGGCAUUUAUUUUAAAUAAAAUUGCAACUUUAGGCUAUAACUAAUUUGUGGGAGCAGUUCUAUGUACAUUGCAUACUGUAAGACUGCAUAUUGUAAAUUCUUAGAUCCCAAAACAGAUUCACUUUAAAAUCCCAAAUUUCUGACCUUGCCUUUACAUGUUAAGUCUGACGUAAGCUUCCUCCAGUUGAAUCAACUUUUGUGAGGUCAUUUCAUUUGGAGGGUGAAAAAGUUGACACAAUUCCCCUUUGCACGUUUUUGUUGACUCAAAUGAGUCAGAAUCUUGACUCAGUGACAGGGAGGAGCAAAUAUAGCCCCCAGAGGUUUGACAGUUUAUGUGAUCAUCUUGGCUUGUAACUGGCACCCCCCGAGCAUACCAUUUACAGUGAGUAUUGUAUUCAGUCAUUCAAGGCCUCAUUUGUUUUUGUGGUUUUCAUUUUUCAAACAAAUUGCUUCCUCCUCAAAUGUUCAACCUCUCUGAGCUCACAGGUCAAAGCCGAGUUUGGUUAAAGUCGUCAAUAACAGCUUGUUGAAAUUUUGGUCAUAAGAGGACUCAUUCUGCUGUGCAGACCAAAAUAUUUAAUUUAAUCCGAAGCUUCUGGACUAGGCGGUGCACAGAAAUGGCACGGAAUAGCGUUUGCAAAAUUUUUUUUUUAGCUGUAUUUGGUUUAUUAGCUGAUAUAAGAAUAUAAAGAUAGAAAUCCAUUGGUGUUUACUUUGAAAUCUCCCAGCAACGUAAUGCUUUUAUUGUUUUGCUUUGACAAUAAAUGUUUUAAAACAAAAAAAAACUAAAA
Molecule: messenger RNA, 4023 nt
Organism: Hippocampus zosterae (dwarf seahorse)
Lineage: Eukaryota; Metazoa; Chordata; Actinopteri; Syngnathiformes; Syngnathidae
Gene: cdcp1a
Product: CUB domain containing protein 1a
Exons: 9
Coding region: 160-2580 (806 amino acids)
Source: RefSeq, a predicted model, not a curated record